UAUUUUUUCGUAUAAAGGUUUUGUUGGCAAUGUCUCAAAACAAGAAACUAAACCAUUCAACUUCACUGAAUACAGCUGUUUGUUUGGGUGAUUUGCACCUUGUUGAACGGCUGCUCAGCAAUAACGCCGAUGUAAAUGCACCUGGUGCCCCUAUCACACCGCUAAUAUACGCCUGUUUGGACGGUCAUCUCGAGAUGGUGCAAUUAUUGCUGAGAAAUGGCGCCAACGUUGAUGCGCAGGAUGAUAAAGGUUAUACACCGCUGAUGAUGGUCGCCAUGGAGGGCCAUGUGGAAAUAGCCAAGGUACUUCUUGAGCAUGGAGCCGGCAUCAACAAUGAGUUUUUGAACAGUGCUUUGACACUGGCCUGCCACGAGGGCCACUUGGAUAUGGUGCGUUUGCUGCUGCAAGCCGCCGCCGAUCAUAAGCAUAAAAUCGUCGAGAUGCAGAAGGCUCUCAUAGCGGCUUCAAAGGGUGGCCAUGUCGAAGUAGCAAGAUUGCUAUUGGACUCCGGAGUCAGUAUGCGGAUGGAUUCAUCUUCGAUCACAUUGGCAGUCAACGGUGGUCACGUUAAGUUGGCCACUUUACUCUCCGAGCGCAAGGAACAUGAGGAAAUAAUGGCAAAGCUCGAUAGUAUGAAAGGGUGGUCACGUUAAGUUGGCCACUUUACUCUCCGAGCGCAAGGAACAUGAGGAAAUAAUGGCAAAGCUCGAUAGUAUGAAAUUGUAAAAGAAUCAGAAAACUUAAAUAAAUGAAUAAGAAAAGUAA
This is a messenger RNA of Drosophila nasuta, 765 nucleotides long. Its product is annotated as ankyrin repeat and KH domain-containing protein 1-like. The record is from RefSeq and is a predicted model, not a curated record. The transcript is spliced from 2 exons. Gene Ontology annotation, cellular component: cytoplasm. Bases 30 to 653 code for a protein of 207 amino acids. Gene Ontology annotation, molecular function: protein binding. NCBI's taxonomy places the organism in Eukaryota, Metazoa, Arthropoda, Insecta, Diptera, Drosophilidae. Gene Ontology annotation, biological process: innate immune response.